Messenger RNA from Ornithodoros turicata, 2909 nucleotides. RefSeq lists its product as uncharacterized. The record is from RefSeq and is a predicted model, not a curated record. The transcript has 16 exons. NCBI's taxonomy places the organism in Eukaryota, Metazoa, Arthropoda, Arachnida, Ixodida, Argasidae. Bases 209 to 2470 code for a protein of 753 amino acids. Gene Ontology annotation, molecular function: nucleic acid binding; zinc ion binding.
GCUACGCUUUUGGCAUAGCUUGUGGGGCUUGUGGAGUUCUUGAAGGAUUGCUUCCUUCGACGCUAUUUUACUAGAGAGAAACACAAAAUAUCUGCUGUUCUUGUGUUGUGUAGACACUUCGCUCAGAAGACCUCAAUUUCCAGCCGUUUUGAGCCAAGAAGGCACAAUCGUCGAGAAUUUCGCCGCUUACUGUGAUCUGUUUGGAAACAUGGACGACGUAAAAGUGGAACUCACUGAUGACGCAGCUGCGAUCACCGUGGAGGAAGAGUGUGGUGACUCCACAGCCGCUCCGGUCCCCGAGUCCGAGGCUGUCGAAGAUGACGACGUUCUCCCUACGGCACCUUCCACCGAUCAACUCGACGAAAAAACGUCGCCUGUCGUCGUAGACUUCACGGCUGACGAUGAAGAGGCGGCAAGCUGGGAAAAUGACGCGCCAGUUGUGGAAAGUGUCGAAACGGAUGAUGAUAAAGGGGAAACGAAAGGUGAUGGCACCCCAGCAGCUACGGAUGAGGAGGAGGUGUCGUUCGACUGCGAAUUGUGCAAGGGAACUUUCAAAGGCCAAAAUGAAGAAGCUCACGAGAAGACGGCUAAACACCAGAAGAUGCUGACACGGUUGAAGAAGUACGGCACGACCGAAGUCACAGCGGAGAUGCACACAAUUCACUGCCACAUCUGCGGGACAAUUUCAAACAGUCAAAACCAGCUGCAGAUCCACAAGAAGGGAAACAAACACCGAACGCGUUGCCAGAACCUCGGCAUCGACCCAGAACUCACUGAAGUGCCCGCCAAUGUACCCGCCAAGCAAGCUGGUGGACAACCAGCCCUGAGUUUGACGUGCAACGUCUGUAAAGUGGUCGCUAGCUCCAUUCAUCAGCUGAAUCAGCACUUAGCUGGCAAGAAGCACAAGGAGAAGAUGCGCCUGCGUAACGGGGGACAGGACACUAUGCAGAAACAACCUCCAGGGAAGAAACUCGAGACGGAAUUUGACGCAUUUCAACGUGCUUGGAACGAUAAAGAAAAAAGUUGGACUCAUUCAACAGAUGGCGCUGCACCGGGCCUCGCCUUGCAAUCGGGGCCAACGAACCAGCAGAAGGCUGCCCAGGAUGGAAGACCUGGAAACAAACGAGGACCCACUACAAACAUUGCAGCUGAAGCACCUGCAGCCAAACGUCAAGCUCCAGGCACAGCGGGAGCGGAAGCAUUGGGGGGAGUGGAGAUGUUCCACUGCAUGACCUGCGACAUAUUCCUCAACUCUCAAUUUCAGAUGAAUGAGCACAUGAACGGAAAGGUUCACGCAGAAAAGGUUAAGAACCCGUCGAAGAAGGUGUCUGCAGGCAGCCCUCAAGAUGCAGCAGCAGGAGGAGAUACAGGUGAUACUACAGCCAAACCUGCGAAGAAACAAACUCAGCCACUUCUCUGUAAAGAAUGCAAGCUGACGCUCAACUCUCAACAACAAUACGACCAGCACAUAAACAGUAAGAAGCACCAGAUGCAGGUUGAUCGCUUGGCACAACGUCGGCUUCAGCGUCAAAGAAAUCCGGGUUACUUUGGAUACAGCAGUCCGAACUUCGCACCACACAUGCUCAAUCCAGGCGGCGGACGUGGACGUGGUGGAAUGGGAAGAGGGAACAUGAGAGGAGGCUACAUGGCAAGGGGUAACAUGGGAGGAAGCUACAUGGCAAGAGGCAACAUGGCAAGAGGCAACAUGGCAAGAGGCAACAUUGCGAGAGGCAACAUGGCGAGAGGCAGCAUGGCGAGAGGCAGCAUGGCGAGAGGCAACAUGGCGAGAGGUGGCAUGGCAAGAGGUGGCAUGGGAGGAGGUAUUAUGGAAAGAGGGAACAUGACAAGAGGGCUUCUGCCUACAAGGCCACGUCCACCCCGAGGGAUGGGCAUGGGAGAUCAAGCAUACUCCAUGCCAAUGCGACCACGUGGAGCUCCAGGAUUCCCAAGAUCGUCUGGGCUCCUUGACGCCGUGCAGCUACAGGGGCGACCCGCACCCAUGAAACCCCACUCGCCCCUCAUGGGGGGGAAUCCAUCGGGACGUUUCCAAGCCUCUCGGACGUACCAACCCGAUCAGCCCCAGGAGUUCAACGAGCCCACAUUUGAGCCACAAGACACGUACGAAGACGUGCACGACUCAGCAGCGUACGGCAACGCAGACGUCUACAGCAAUGCAGACGACACCGGUUACCAUAAUGUAGAGGACGACUACCAUGGUGAUGGGUACCAUGAUGGUGAGGGCUACAGCGAACCCACUGACCAUGGAGCGUACGACAGUAGUAGCCACGGGGAGAUGUACGAUACUGGAGGGCAGUUUGCACUGGGCGCUUCUGAGGAAAAAUUUGAGGAAGGGUACGAGUACGAGGACUUUCCUGCGCAGUCUCGUCCCAGUGGUAUCGAAAGGUACGGGGAACGCAGGAGCGACCUGAGGCGCACCGAGCAUGACAUGGCAUGGGAGCCCUUCUACUAGGCUGUACCCGCAGUGUGCAGGUACCCGCAUGUAGGUGUACCCGCAUUGACUUUUCGUCUCACGAAAGCUGUUUUUAAUGUCAUCUUGUCCAAGUGGGCUGGAGCCGUAAAGUUUCCGUAUUCAACCGACGCCCUUCUAGCAGAGUGCAAAGCAUUCAGCGAACACGGCGACACUGAAAUGAUACUGCUGGUGAUAAAUCAAGAUUGAUUUUUACUUCAUCACACACCCGAGAACAUGUUUCAUGAGACGCCUUGCAGUGGAACCGCAUGUGAGAGGCAUUUGAACAUGCGUGUAUCGAGCAGAUAUGGAAAGCACACACUCAUGCUCUCAGAGUUUCGUUUCUAAACACUUGCGCGUGAAGUUUUACUCUGUGUGUCAAAGUUGAAUGUAAGUGUUUGUAUGCACUUUUUGAAAAUACAUCUGUGCACCAUAUGGUCAA